AUGGACAAUCUUAGAGAACAAAUAAAAGAAUUGAAAAUCUUCCGUGAAAUGAGCUACGAAGAAGUUCGUGACUCAAUAAUGUCAAACGAGUUAAAUGUCAACUCGGUGGUAAAAAUUUAUGACAGUGAUCGAAUGAAAAUUCCUAUUAGUUCAGAAUUCUUACCACGAUCCGGACCCAAAAAUAAUUUUUUCGAAUAUACUAUUCUUCACUUGGCUCUUUAUGUAGAUGACGUUGAAUUCAUAGACUUCCUCCUGGAGAACAAUGCCGACAUGAAGCUGGAGACGGAAGAUUUGGCACCGGUUAUUUUAUCGGCGAUACGUUUGAACCGCUUGAAGGACGUUAAAAAAAUAGUGUCAGCUGGUGCUGAUGUCAAUCAGAGUAUCUGUGUGAAAAACACAGAUGAGAAAUAUAGUGAUAGGCUUAUUAAUACUGAUGGAGGUAAUAACAACGCUCAUAUUUUUUAUGAAGUGUAUUCACCUCUGGAAUUUGCUAUCAAUUUAAAUGCAUAUGAGAUCGCUGAAUUUCUUAUCAGCCAGGGCGCUAAUGUUCACGGAAGAGAUUACGAUGAAGAGUUUGAGGACUCGCCAAUGAGUAUUGCUGCUUCGUCGAAUAACGUAGAAAUGAUUAAAUUGCUGAUGAAACAUGGCGUUGAUAUUAAUGCUAGAGACAUCAAUGGUUUGACUCCUCUAAUGAAAGCAGCUCUUGAGGACGUUAGCUCAGCAAGUCUUAGGUUUUUGCUGAGUCAACCUUUUAUAAAAAUAAAUUCUCUGACAAAUGACCAGAGCUCUUGUCUUCAUUUUCCAGAGCCUUGGUACAUGGAGGAGGACAUAGUUGAUCCUGAGUCUAAUCUUCAAGAUCUUCUGGAUGCAGGUUGUGAUAUCAAUAUUGUGAGCAAUCAUGGAGAAUUACCGAUUGAUACCUAUGAAGACAAAGAAAAGUGCCUUGAGGUUAUGAAGAAGCAUAUUGUUAAGCUGAUGGCGGCUGGCUUUUACGUCUGCGCUAGGAAUAAAGAAGCUGUUUCAGAAAGUGAAUUAAGAAAUUUCAGAGUUGAAUGUGAUACAGAAGUUGAAGUUAUGAAGAAUACUUAUGGAAUAAUGGUUGGAUUUUCCUUGUUUGAUAUUCUGCAUAGAUCUUAUCACAAACUGGCGCUGAGGAUAAAGGAUGGAGAUGAAGAUAAGUUUGACUACAAAAUGGCGGCCCAGUUUCCUCUGUAUGCAGGAAUGAUUAAAUAUCGCUUGGAAAAAGCUGGUCAGCGAAGAAAAUUGUUUAAACAAGUUGAAAAUAUUCUCUAUAAAGUUUUCUCUAGAUAUCUUCCUGCUACUUUUAUUCAUGAAAUGUUUUUUUAUUUUAGUAACUUUGAAUUAAGUAAAUUGGUGGAAAAUAAACUUCCUCCUGAAAAACAAUGCCGACACAAAGCUGGAAACAAAGAAAUGUGCUUUGAGAUUAUGAAGAAACAUAUUGUUAAGCUGAUGGCAGCGGGCUUCUACGUCUGCGAUAGGAAUAAAAAAUUUGUCUCUGGAAGUGAAUUAAGAAAAUUCAGAGUUGAAUGUGAUACUGAAGUUGAAGUCAUGAAGAAUACUUACGGAAUAAUGGCUGGAUUUUCCUUGUAUGAUAUACUGCACAGAUCAUACCACAAACUAGCACUGAGGAUCAAGGAUGGAGAUGAAGAUAAGUUUGACGAUAAAAUGGCGGCCAAGUUUCCUCUUUACGCAGGAAUGAUUAAGUAUCGCUUGGAAAAAGCUGGUCAGCGAAGAAAAUUGUUUAAUCAAGUUGAAAAUAUUCUCUAUAAAGUUUUUUCUAAAUAUCUUCCUGCUACUUUCAUUCGUGAAAUGUUUUUUUAUUUUAGUAACUUUGAAUUGAGUAAAUUGUCGGAAAUUAAUUCAGAAUUCUUGCCGCUAACCGAUCCCGAAAAAUAUUUCUUCGAGUAUACUAUUCUUCACUUGGCUCUUUAUGUAGACGACAGUGAUUUCGUAGACUUCCUCCUGAAAAACAAUGCCGACACAAAGCUGGAGACAGAACAUUUGGCAGCGGUAAUUUUAUCGGCGAUAAGUGUGAACAGCUUGAAGUACGUGAAGAAAUUAGUGACAGCUGGUGUUGAUGUCAAUCAGAUUAUCUGUCUGGAUGCAUAUAAGAUCGCUGAAUUUCUCAUCAGCCAGGGCGCUAAUGUUCACAGAAGAAUUGGCAAUGACGGAGAAAAUACCGACUCGCCAAUAGGCUGA
This is a messenger RNA of Cotesia congregata, 2220 nucleotides long. The record is from the annotation of a GenBank genome assembly. NCBI's taxonomy places the organism in Eukaryota, Metazoa, Arthropoda, Insecta, Hymenoptera, Braconidae.